CUGCUGGAUGUGGUUCAGGGCGUGUUGCUCUGCUAGCAGGUGUAGGUGCAGGUUGAGCAGGUUGUGAAUGUCGCUCCGCUGGGCCCUCCUCCGUACGUCCCUGCUUCUCUUUCCAGGGCAACCACUGAUUCAUUCUUACAUAUUGGCAGGUGAGUGAAGGGAGUUAGCUCUCGGUGCACCUGUUCUCAUCUGACGCAGCCAGAGAAUAAGCGUGAACCCGACAGGAAAAUGAAACCUUUACAAGCCACCGCAUGCCUCCUUAUGCUUCUCCAAGCGUUUCACCUGGCGUCGCUUCAAACCACGACCGACUCGCCAGGACGUACGAUUGAUAAAAGCUGGUAUCGUAAGCCGGUCAUCCAAGCACUUGAUAACACCGAGAUUCCCCUAAUGAAUGAAUCUGACUUUAGGACAGAUGCCUCGGAUUUUGCUAGUGAGCAUAGUGGUUUAGCAUCUGGAUCAAUGGCAGGAAGUACUGAAGAAGAGGAGAACGUGAUAACACUCAAAAAGAAUGAAAAUGAAACAACUGAGCCGAACAUUUCUAAUAAAUUGAUGCCCUUUGUAAACGGAACCAUAGAGAACCCAGAAGUUCCAGACGCUGCUGUUUCUCCAGCUAAUGCAACUACUGACUCCACCAACUCAACCAAAACCAACAUGAGUGAAGGUGAAGAGGGAUUUAAUUCAACCAGGACCACAGAAAAGCCCACCAGUCCUCCAGGUUCCUCUGAUACACCUGUGUUACCUUCAACAACUGUGGCUCCAGAGAACCAAACCACUCAACAUUCCACAACAGCAGCAGAUGCAGAUAAAGGGUUAGCUAAUAGAACCGGAUCUAUUGACAAGCAUGCAACAACCACGUCAGCACCAGAGACAAACAAGACAUCCGUCGGGUAUUUGCCCACGAUGGUGGUUCCCUUUAAAACCACAAACACGACCCUGAUCACAACCACAGCUGCCCCAAACACACCGGAGAGGGCCAACAAGACCGGUGGCGGGAUCUUCUCAGGACGAGAUAAUCUCGGAGAAUCAGGCAUGGAUUCAGACCCAUACAGGAGAAAAAGGAACGUGGCUUGGGUGGCUAUCCUGGGAACGGCGGCAGCAGCCGCAUGUGUGGGGGUGGUGGCCUACCUCGUCCUGAAGAAGAAGCACCAGAAAGGGUUCACACACAGAAAGCUGGUUGAGGAGUUUCCUUCAGAUCCAGUCCUCAGAUUAGACAACUGUGAACCUUUGGAUUUGAAGUUUGGUGGUUCAGGUUCAGCCUACUACAACCCGGGACUCCAAGGAGACAACAUCCAGAUGGCUGACAUUCCAGGACGUCGUUAACACUGAAAAACUCCCAGGAUAACAACUGGAAAAGUCCCUCAAAAUAAUGUCUGCCAAGGAUUAGAACGUGGAGUUUGGUCAUACCAAGAGCUGACCUAAAGGGACUCUUGUUGUUUGUGGAAGGGGUUUUUCUAGGCCUAUUGUACGUUACCAACAAACAUGUCUGAUAGAGAUUAUGCACUUUGAGCUAUAUUUAUUUUACUGAAAUAGAGGGAUGUGGCAAUAGGCAAAAUGAACUGUUGCCACCUUUGCAUGUUGCCAAAAUGAAUCAAAUGAAGAUUUUACAGCUUUUCGAAUGUCUUUGAAGGAUGGAGAAUAAUAUGUAAAAGAAGGUUCCAUUUAUUGAGAAAAAAACACAAUAUAUAUAUAUAUAUAUAUAUAUAUAUAUAUA
Nothobranchius furzeri (turquoise killifish) is the source of this 1711-nucleotide messenger RNA. RefSeq names its product mucin 15, cell surface associated (gene muc15). The record is from RefSeq and is a predicted model, not a curated record. Lineage: Eukaryota; Metazoa; Chordata; Actinopteri; Cyprinodontiformes; Nothobranchiidae.